CGGCUCUACCCGGAGACCCGAGCCGGCGGGCGGGCGAGCGAGCCCGUCGUUGUCGGUGGCGGCAUGGUCUUCUGUCUGGAAAACGAGGUGCCGCACCGCCCGCUGCGAAGCGCCAUGGUCCACUUCCAGGCCUCAGAAGUCCAGCAGCUGCUACACAACAAGUUCGUGGUCAUCUUGGGGGACUCCAUCCAGAGAGCUGUGUAUAAGGACCUGGUGCUUCUGCUCCAGAAAGACUCACUGCUCACAGCUGCCCAGUUGAAAGCCAAGGGGGAGCUGAGCUUUGAACAGGACCAGCUGGUGGCUGGGGGCCAGCUGGGUGAGCUGCACAACGGGACACAGUAUCGCGAGGUCCGCCAGUUCUGCUCGGGUUCUGGCCACCACCUUGUACGCUUCUACUUCCUCACCCGCGUUUACUCUGAGUACCUUGAGGACGUCCUGGAGGAGCUGACAUAUGGGCCUGCCCCCGACUUGGUGAUCAUCAACUCCUGCCUCUGGGAUCUCUCCAGGUAUGGCCGUUGCUCGAUGGAAAGCUACCGAGAGAACCUGGAACGAGUGUUUGUGCGCAUGGACCAAGUGUUGCCAGACUCCUGUUUGCUGGUGUGGAACAUGGCAAUGCCCCUAGGCAAACGCAUCACUGGGGGUUUUCUUUUGCCAGAGCUUCAGCCACUGGCGGGCACUCUACGACGGGAUGUAGUUGAGGGCAACUUCUACAGCGCUACACUGGCCGGGGACCAUUGCUUUGAUGUCCUGGACCUCCACUUUCAUUUCCGGCAUGCAGUACGGCACCGCCAUCGAGACGGUGUCCAUUGGGACCAGCAUGCACACCGCCACCUCUCACAUCUGCUUCUGACCCAUGUGGCUGAUGCCUGGGGUGUGGAACUGCCCAAGCGUGACCGCCCCCCUGACCCGUGGAUUGAGGACUGGCCAGAGAUGGAUCAUCCAUUCCAGGGAAGCCAUAGGCAGUCCCCAGACUUCGGGGAGCAACUGGCCUUGCCUCCACCCCCACCCUCUCCUUUACCCCCUCCCAUGUCUUUUCCUUAUCCUCUUCCUCAGCCCUCACCACCUCCCUUGUUCCCACCCCUGCCCCAGGAUGCCCCUUUUUUCCCAGGCCAGCCCUUUCCACCCCAUGAAUUCUUCAAUUACAAUCCAAUGGAGGACUUCUCGAUGCCACCCAACCUAGGAUGUGGCCCUGGAGUGAACUUUGUGCCUGGCCCCCUGCCACCUCCAGUCCCUGGCCCUGUCUCCCAUGGUCAGCACCGAGGUCCAGUGGUCCACCGGGGAAUGCCACGUUGUGUUCCCAACAGCCCCUACCAUGUGCCAAGGAUGGUGGGACCCUGUAGGCAACGGCUCAGGCACUCAGACAGACUGAUCCACACAUACAAACUGGACAGACGGGGACAUGCCCAUUCGGGAACAUGGCCUGGGUAGAUUGGAUGUUGGGCUGGGGGCUGGAUGUGCCAGUAGCCCUGCAGGGCCUGCUUGGCACCCCAGGUGUUGGGCCUGACAUUGUUCUUGUCCAUUGCUGUCACCAAUAAAGGCGUGGAAGGACAGAGUGACAUAUUCUGUAUAAAGGGAGUGGGCCUCCCAAACCACGGUCUUAAGAGUUGGUGAGGUUGCCUUUCACUUUCUCUGAUAUUGGAAAUUUGGCCACACUAUUUAGAAAUCACUGAAUAUGCUCUUCUGCUGUCUAACACAUUCAUGUCUAUCUUUACUAGAACACAUAAAUUUAGCAAAGAUUUUGGAGAGGUCUCUUAUUGUCAGCAGCUCUUUGGGCCUGAGAAAAACCAAGGGCUAAAAUUUUGAAUCUGGCUAAUUCUUACCUAAUCUCCCAGUUUCAUGUAAUCAUGUAUAUAUUCAAUAUUCAUCUAUUCCUGGAGGUAGAUAACUUUAUCUGGCAUAAUUCUUAGCCCAUGGUGGCACUCGUGUUUAGAACUAACCAGAACCUCCCAAAUCCAAGUGGGAGACCAGUUAGAAACUCACUGUUUACUUGAUGUAUUGUGCAGUGGGAACAAAUUAAAUGAAGACCAACUUUUGGUUGUGGGAAUCGAAAGAAGAAAUCCAACAUGGUUGCGGGACCAGAGUACUAGUGUAGAGGGUAGUAGCAAACCACGUGGAAGUUAAGGAAAGCAGAGAGAGGUACAAGAGCUCAGCUUUGACAAGUGAUCCUGACCCUUGGAUUCUGAUCCUACAAAGAGCAUUAGCAGUGGAAUGUUGGGCUGAAGUGGCAGGAGGCGUCCAGGAUGGAACAUGGCAGUGGGCUAAUGAGUGAUGUAGUGGCAGAAAAAAAUGAAGAUCCCUUAAAUAAGUAGAAUGGAGGGAGGGCAUGGCACAUGAUUCUUGCACUUCCCAUUCUUAUUAAUGAAUCCUUUGAAAAGGACGUUAAUGUCUAACACAAAAGGAGAUAAAUAGUAGAUCAUAAAAUUGUUGAUUCUGGCUAGCAAUCUACUAGACUAAAUGGAAGCAAAAGGAAGUGAUUAACACAUUGGUGCUGAGGAACAGGUACAGGCAACCCAAGUUGAUAAAACCCUUUAGAAGAGCAGUCUUGGUACCAACCCAGUGCCUGAAACAAAUACUUUUGAAUUUCAUUGGCACAAACAAACAAAGGGCAUGUAACAAAAAUGAAUUUUUAAAGCGAUAUGAAUAGAUAAUUUUCUUUGCAGAAAAAGAAGUUUUUUUCCUUAGCAAAACCCAUCUUGGAGUAGCCCUUCAACUGCAUCUACUUUUCCCAGUCCCUUGCCACUGCUUUAUGCCUUUCUUUCUCAAAACCCUUUCUUGUGUCCAGACACUUUUGCACCUUUAAUUCUGGAUGUUCUGACUGUUGCUAGAGAGUAGUGUGUACCUGGAUUGAUUUGCAGGAUAAAAACAAUGUGAGGUGUCCAGGCUUGCUGGGCCUUCUCUGUUGCUUGUCAUGUUGUUCUCCAGGAAUUCCCUGUCACCUCUCCUAUUCAGUCAUUCCAGGGUUUUUCCACUUGCUUCUGGAACUCCAUCCUGACUCUGGAAUUCUCACUCUGUAAGCAAUCUUGAGACUCUUCCAUGUGCUCAACCUCCCCUGCAUUCUACCUCUUUCACUUCUACCCCAUUUUGCAAUGUGAAUUACUUUAUAUCUAUGUCCUGACCCUUUU
Urocitellus parryii (Arctic ground squirrel) is the source of this 3122-nucleotide messenger RNA. RefSeq names its product PC-esterase domain containing 1A (gene Pced1a). The record is from RefSeq and is a predicted model, not a curated record. Lineage: Eukaryota; Metazoa; Chordata; Mammalia; Rodentia; Sciuridae.